Messenger RNA from Perca fluviatilis (European perch), 4305 nucleotides. RefSeq names its product NACHT and WD repeat domain containing 1 (gene nwd1). The transcript has 23 exons. The coding region runs from base 1 to 4305 and encodes 1434 amino acids. Gene Ontology annotation, molecular function: protein binding. The record is from RefSeq and is a predicted model, not a curated record. Lineage: Eukaryota; Metazoa; Chordata; Actinopteri; Perciformes; Percidae.
AUGUCGGAGCGUCCAGCGUCGGCCGGAGACGUGGGCCUGCAGGACGUCCCGAGAGGACGGGGGAAAGACGGAGACCAGAGGACGAAGAGCAACAUGAUCCGAGUCUUCAUCAGCUCCACGUUCACAGAUAUGAGCAGCGAGAGGAAAGCUCUGCUGGAGAAAGCUUACCCAGAAGUCCUUGCUUUCUGCCGUAGUCUGGGGCUGGUGUUUGAGGCUCUGCUGGGGAACCGGUAUGGCGAGCGCUGUCUCCCUCGCCGCGUCCCGGAGAAGCAGUUUGAACUUCUUCUCUCCAAACUCUCCAAAAACCGCGACGGCGCCGCGCUGCUGACUCGCUGGUUCCUCCGAGACGACAACGCGGUCCCGCCCUCCUACGUGCUUCAGCCAAUCGCGUGUGGCGACCCCGGGCCGGAGAGCGAGCCGCGGCGGGACACGGAGACGACGCUGCUGCAGCUGCUACGCACCGCGGCCAACGCCGCCGCCGCCGGGGAGCUCACGGCCGAGCAGAAACAAGCGCUCCUCACAUCAGUCUUGGAGCGAGAGUUGGAGCUCGGUCUGUUGGCGGACGGCGGCGACCGGUCGGCUCUGCUCUUCGUGCGAGAGAUCCCCCGCCAGAGGGCUCGGGACGGUCCCAAACGCUUCGCCCGGUUCCUGGACCUGAGCGCCGGCGGCGUGCUGGACGCGGACGCUCAGCGCCUCCUCGCCGCCCUCCGGUCCCGCCUUCUCGCCGCGCCGACGCCCGGCCUCAACCUGCACAGCGUGGAGCUCUGCAAGGGAGGCGUGGACCCCAAACGGCGAGAGCACGCCACGUACCUGGACGCCGUCUGCCAGCAGUUCGUCUCGCAGAUGAAGGCCGGGAUCGCCGCGGCAACGGACGGCAAGCGUGGGAAGACCUGGGGAAGCAUCGCAGACGGAAAGAAGGAGAUCUCAGACGGCGUGCGGGCAGAAACCGGUAGGCAUACUCCCAUGACCACCGGUGUCCACCACGGUGUUCGUGGCAGAGAGGGGCUUCUGGGUAAACUGUGCUGUGCCAUGUGGGAGUCCACCAACGUGCAGCACGGUCCCCUGGUGGUGCACGGUGCGCCCGGCGCGGGGAAGACGGCGCUGCUGUGCCGACUGGCGGCCGAGCUGCGUGGCGUCCUGGGCGCCGGCGCCGCCGUGGUGAUCCGGCUGCUGGCGGCGCGCCAUCCUCACAGACCAGACAUCCACCACGUUCUCCGCAGCAUCUGCCUCCACAUCUGUCAGGCCGCUGGUAUGGCCCCGCCCUCUUUUACACUUUAUACAAAUAUAUAUAUAUAUAUAUAUACACAUUAUCGGGACGUCCUGUUGGAGGUGUCCCGGCGGGGGAACCCUCUGCUCGUGGUGCUGGACGCCGUGGAUCAGCUGUCCGACCGCCAUCACGCUCACAGGCUCCGCUGGCUGCCCGCCGUCCUGCCGCCCAACGUGCACCUGGUGGUCUCCAUGGAUACCGACAGCGAGGCGUUCGCCAACGUGCGGCUCAGGUUGAAGAAUUUGGUUGGUGGAAGUUUCUUCGAGGUGGAGCGUCUGUCCGGAGACGAAGGGAAGCAGAUCAUGGACUCGUACCUGCGAGCGUCGCAGCGAACGCUGACCGCCGAGCAGAGCGCCGCCGCGCUGCAGUGCUUCGAGUCCACGGGCUCUCCUCUUCACCUCCGGCUGAUCCUGUCGGCCGCCAAACGCUGGGCGUCCUUCACGCCGCUCACAGAGACACGCCUGGGCGCCAGCACGCAGGAAAUGAUGUCACAGAUCUUCCUGACGCUGGAGGAGAAACACGGGAAGGAGCUGGUGGGCGGGGCUUUAGGAUACAUCGCUUUGGCGAGGGAAGGUCUGCUGGAGGCUGAACUGCGUGACGUCACGUCCCUGGACGAUGACAUCAUCAGUGAGGUUUACAGGGACUCCCUCCCUCCAACGCCCUCGCUGAUCCGGCUGCCCCCCCUCCUCUGGGCGCGGCUCAGGUGGGACCUCGAGGAUCUGCUGGAGGAACGCUGGACAGACGGGGUAGCAGCCAUCGCCUUCAAAAGCCGGCGUCUGUCCGAGGCGGUUUCAGCUCGGUAUCUGACAUCAGAGCGCCGGGGGCGGAGCCUCAGGAUCCUGGCCGAGUACUUCCUGGGUCAGUGGUCAGGGAAACUAAAGCCUGUGGCUCUGCCGGGCCUGACGCUGCUCCUUGCUGACAGAAAGGUCCCGCCCCAGCCGCUGUGGUUUGCUCCAGGAUUGGCCAACGUCAGGAAGCUCCAGGAGCUGCCGUAUCAUCUGCUGCACGCGGGUCUGUGGGUCGAGCUGCAACAAGAAGUCAUCGGCAGCGCUGAGUGGCUGUUCUGUAAGAGCCGGGUGUGUGGCGUGUCCAGUGUGAUCCAGGACCUGGACCAGUGCUCCCAGUACCUGGGCUGCAUCGAGACCAGUCUGCUCCGAGAUGCUCUGGUCCUCAUGGAACCCAGCCUGGACCUGCUAGACACUCACAUGGACAUGUCUCUGUUCUACACCGAGCUAUUGGCCAGACUCUGCUCCUUGGCCACGCCCUUCCCUUCUUUGAUUGGCCGGCUGUGCAGCCACUGUGAGGAGUGGUUACUGACGUGUCCCGAUCCGAGCCUUGUUCCCAAGUGCAGCUUCCUGCUGCCGCCAGGGGGGGCGCUGCAACACACUCUGAGCGGGCUGCAGGGAGGUGUGCUCUGUGUGGACGCCAGCGUGGAGGCGGAGCUUCUGGUUGCAGGUUCAGAUGACGGCGUGGUGGCGGUCUGGAGCCUCGCUGACCAGCAGCUCCUACACUCGCUGCUGGGACACACGGGUGCGGUUUUGUCAGUCAAAGUGAGGGGCAGCCCCGCCCACUGCCUCUCAUUGGCUGCUGACGGCUCUCUGAGGAGGUGGAGCCUGACGGAUGGCCAACAGCUGCUCUGCAUCCAGGAGGCCCUGCCUGUUGGCUCCGCCCCUUCCUCCGUACACCUCCACCUGUCCGAUCAGCUGAUCUUUGUUUACACCAGGACACAGGUAAAGGUGUGGAAGCUGGAGGGGGCGGAGCUCCUCAGCAGCAGCUGUAAUGAUGAUGACGGUGAUGCUGAUGAUGGUGAUGAAGAUGGUGAUGAAGAUGGCGGCUCAGUGGUUCUGGGAGUCCUGGGGGAAUCUGUGGUUACUCUGUGUGCCUCUGGUCUGGUGAGGAUCUCUCACCCUGGUGGCGAGGCUCCGACCGUGGAGACCCGGCAGGAGAACUCCCAGAGACGGCUGACCGUGGUUAGAUCGGUGACGUUACCACGGCGACGGAAAGUCUUUGUGGUUUCCAAAGCAGGAUUUCUCCAUCAGAUUUCCAAGACGGGCAAAUGGACCGCCAACACGUUUCCUCUGGUUCCUUCUUUGCUUUCAGUCACUGAAGAUGAAAAAAUACUGUUAGCAGGAAGUGACCGGACUCUGAGCCUCUUUAACAUCGACAGAAACUCCGUGGACGGAUUCCUUGACCUUCAACACGACGACAGCGUUUUGUCGGCGUGCGUGUCAUCAGACAGUCGGCUGCUCGCCUCCGGAGCUGCUGACCAACUCAUACGGAUCUGGUCGGUGACCACGGGUGCGUUGCUGGACACUCUGUGUGGUUCAGACACUCCCGUCACCUCUGUCCUCCUGUACAACCGGUUCGUGGUCUCAGCCUCCACCGACGCCACCAGCGUCCACCUGUGGAAUCUGAACUACGACACACGCCACAAACCCACCGCACAUGUGCCGGCGGGCUGCGCCCACGUGGCCGUCACCAAGGACGCAGACCGCGUCUUCUACGUCCGACAGCAGAGCCAGACAGAGGUCAUCAGCUGGAACAACAACACAGAUUCUGUAAUAAUGUCCCUCAAACAGCCACUGCUGCUCGCGCUGGGGUUUGCUCUGCUUGUGCUCAAACUUGGUUUUCUGUUCGAGGGCGUCCUCUGUGCUGCGUUCUCCGACAACGACCGGUUCGUCUUCACGGGAUCUCAGGACAGAACGGUCAAAGUCUGGGACGUCUCCUCAGGUGACCUGCUGUACGUCCAGUACGUCUACUCCCCCGUGGUGCGCAUGGCGAGCUUCAGGAGCGGCUUCGUGGCGCUGUCCCAGCAGGGCUCCGUCAUCAGAGAGGAGUUUCACUGCCCGGACCGCGUGCGUCCGGACUACAACCCUCUGAGGAACGUCCGGGCCCAGUACCGGGUCACGUCCCGGGACAGGGGGAACCAGGACGGCCAGCCGAGCUACGACUACCGGGACUUCAACCCGGCCCAGUUAGACCUGGACCGCAUGGGCGCGCUCAGAGACAAACCCUCGGCCACCUGUCGUAUACUGUAG